GAAGUAGCUCUUUAAAUCGCCCCACCCUGUACAUCGCAGCUUUAAAAGCCUGCAUUGAAGCAUUUGAUAUCACACGUCGCAUAUUAAUCACAUAAAUAAUAUAAAAAAAUCUACGAUGGCACGGCUAGUUGUGGCUUUGUUCUUCCUUUUCUUUAUGGUCUGCGUCUACGGUUAUCCUUCAAAUCCUCAAUGCGGUUUUAAUGAGGAAUGGAAUGACUGUGCAGUAGACAUAUCUUGUGAACCUAAAUGCGGUGAAAAUGCUCCGAAAAUAUGUCCUGCGAUUUGCGUUUCUCGUUGCCAAUGCUUAGCAGGAUACAAGAGAAAUCUAAUUACCGGUCUUUGUGUUUCUGGGAAUUGUUAAUUUUUCUCGAAAAUAGCAUAAUGAAAUUUCUUAAGAAGCGAAUUUUCGUGAUUAUUAUUUGACUUUAAUUAUUAAAUGUGUUUAAACUAUAGAUAAUUGUAGAUUCUUGUUAUUAUAUUCAGCCGUUUAUAUUUCUCAAUGAUAUAAACAUCUGAAUAUAAUAAUGUGAAAAAUACUUUGCUAUGUGAUAGUUUUAUUUUAAUAAAUGCUUGAAGUUUAUUUAAUUUGAGUAUAUUUUUUAAAUAUUUUAUAUUUCUUCCAUAUAAUUAUAUAUUACAA
Messenger RNA from Cataglyphis hispanica, 640 nucleotides. Its product is annotated as serine protease inhibitor 1-like. The transcript has 3 exons. The coding region runs from base 116 to 361 and encodes 81 amino acids. The record is from RefSeq and is a predicted model, not a curated record. Lineage: Eukaryota; Metazoa; Arthropoda; Insecta; Hymenoptera; Formicidae.